Molecule: messenger RNA, 3063 nt
Organism: Lampris incognitus (smalleye Pacific opah)
Lineage: Eukaryota; Metazoa; Chordata; Actinopteri; Lampriformes; Lampridae
Gene: reps2
Product: RALBP1 associated Eps domain containing 2
Exons: 19
Coding region: 70-2082 (670 amino acids)
Biological process (GO): endosomal transport; endocytosis
Cellular component (GO): cytoplasm; plasma membrane
Molecular function (GO): protein binding; calcium ion binding
Source: RefSeq, a predicted model, not a curated record
GCGGCAGUCGGGGGCAUCCAGCGGAGUAAAUGGUCGCUGUCACUGUUAUGUCUGUGCGCCAGUCCAGGGAUGGAUCCGGAAUGCGGCGUAGCCUCUGGAGGGAGUUUUAUUUCCCUGGAUGAAAACGAACAGAGGUAUUACUCGGGUCUCCAUAAUCUGUGCCAGUCGGACAGCGCGGGGAAAUUGUCGGCCAGCAAAGUCGGAGAGCUGUUCAAGGCGUCUCAGCUGCCGCCUGAAGCCUUGCAUCAGGUAACUGAGGUGUGCGGAGCGAAGCGGCUGGGUUACUUCGGCACAACGCAGUUCUAUGUGGCCCUAAAGUUGCUGGCCGCUGCCCAGUCAGGUCUGCCCAUCCGUCUGGAGAGUGUCACGACUACUCUACCUCCGCCGAGAUUUGUCGGACUAAAGAAUGAACCAGAGCCGGGACACUCGACCUUCCCUCAAAGCGUAGACGCUCAGGGGCUGCAGUGUGGAGCUUCGGCGGUUUCUGUCCCCUGGACCCCGACGGACAGGAGUGCCUUCAGACACCAGGAGGGCCAUGUAGAGAAAAAGGAGCUUUGGUCUCCCCCACGGUCACCCUGUAGUUCACCGCCCCGAUCCCCAUCAAGUAGCCGCAACUACCCUUACAGCAUGCAGAGAAACGGGACAGACUCACAAAUGGCCUAUGACAGCAAACACUCGGCGAGGCCUGUCGUUCAGCUGGAACAACACUCCUCACCCAAUAAGUACGGGACCAAGCCUUCUGUGGAUCACCUCGCUAUGCCUCGGGCUGCCUCAGUGGAGAGACUGGACCAGCGGGGGGUAAUGGACUACUCCGAGGAUGACCCCUGGAGGAUCACAGAGGAACAGCGGGAGUACUACACAAACCAAUUCAAAACACUACAGCCUGACCUUGGGGCUCUCAUCCUGGGAACCUUUGCAAAGAACUUUUUCACAAAAUCCAAGCUCCCAAUACCAGAGCUUUCCCAUAUUUGGGAAUUGAGUGAUGUGGAUAGAGAUGGAGCGCUCACUUUCUCUGAGUUUUGCACAGCCUUUCAUUUGAUUGUGGCUCGCAAGAACGGUUACCCCCUCCCAGAGACUCUCCCACCAACCCUCUGGCCAGGGUUUAUAGAGCAGGAGGAGGACAUACCAGAAACUCCUGAAAGUGCAGACCCUCUCAUUGUCUUUGAAGAUGCAGAACCAAGACCCAAUCAGCUGGAUAGGAGUGUUGUAGAGAGGCUUCAGCCAGGUGUGGCCACAGCGAUGCACAAUUUGAAAGAAGAGUCCUGCAAGCCAGAUUUGACUUCAAAAGGGCUGGCAACAUUUCAAACCAAACAUACUUUACAAGUUGGUGCUUUUCCCGGAGGACCAGAAACGCCUCAUGAUUUGGACCCACAGAUGAAGGCAAGAACUAGGCCGAGGUCCUACUCCAGUACCUCUAUUGAUGAUGCCAUGAAGAAGACAGAAGAGCCACCUACCCCUCCACCUCGACCCCAGAAAACCCACUCCAGGGCUUCUUCUCUGGACCUUAACAAGCUCUUACAACAGGGUGCUCAGGGGGUAAAAAGUGGAUGGCUGCCCCCUCCUCCAGCCCUCCCUCCAAGACCGUCUGCCACACAGGCGCCGCACUUCAUGAGUGCUACGGAGAAAACUCCCCAGAAGGCAGUGCAGCAGCCAAACUUUGCAGACUUCAGCCAGUUCAGGGAAGAGGAGGAAGCUAAGAUAAAGCUUGAAGAGAAGGGUACACUACGCCGAGCGGGACCAAGUUCUGAGGACCUGACAAACGCUCAAAAGCAGGACAGGACUGGAAUCUCUCAUAACCAACCUCCACAGAAGCCAAUUCGCAGGAAAUACCACCCAGAGAACCCGAACCUGGAGGCCACGCCCCCUCCUACUGUGCCCUUUGCUCCACCCACUGCAUCCAUUCAAAAGCUGCUGUCCAGGCAGAGGAGAGAGAUCCAAAUGGCCAUCCGUAAGAAUAAGGAGACCAACGCCGUGUUGACACGCCUCAACAGCGAACUUCAACAGCAGCUGAAGGAGGUUCACCAGGAGAGGAUCACCUUGGAGUCCCAGCUGGAGCUCCUCCGACCCCUGACCUCUCUGUGACAAGGCCAAAAAUCUGGUCGGCUUCAUGCUCCCAGUGCUCCACCCCAGCUCCUGCACACGAACCUCUCCACAACCCCGGAGUGCUCUGAUCCAAACUACGUGAAUGUGUCUGCGGUCUCCCUUUACACGCGGGGUCAAAAACACAAGAGCUGAUGAUGAUAUACACAAAGGUGCAUUGUCCGUCUAACCCAGUAGCCGUGCAAAAUAGGUUUUGCUUAUCCUGGCAUUCAAGGAACUCCACAACCAAGUUUAUUUUCUAAUAAAUGUUUGGACAGAUGAAGGUCAGCAGUACUUAUUUGUUCUGGGUUGUUUUAUCGCUGUAUUGUUUAUAAUGUUUUGCAUGAUUAAACCAUAUGUUUUUAAUCUUUGUAUAUCCAAUUGCAAAGUGGGCUACUGUACAGUAGGAAAAUACUAAUUUAUUUUUUUUCUCUUCUGUGUUGAAAUGAGAUGUCCCCUGUGACUAUCCCUUCGCUCAUGAAAUACUUCAGUUUGAACACAAAUUGCACCGCCCUACAUACAUGUUGACAUUCUGUAUUAAUGUGGGUAAAUGCGAGGCAUAUACAGGAUCUAAAAUAUUCACAUUUGUGCUUUCUGCUCACAUCCACGCACGGUAUAAAACAAGCGAUGGUGCAACAGAUGAAUGUAAUACUCCACACAUAGCAGUAUACGAGAAUAACCAGCUGCAAUGUUUGUGCUCCAUAUUUGCAGAAGCCGAGUCCGAUGCGUGGAAAACUCUUUAGGAAAAGUCAUCUUGUCACGUGUCUUCACCAUCCACACAUGAAUAGAGCUGUUGAAUGAAAUGUGGUUUUGAAGAAGCAGUCAGACUGUAGCACUGGUACUGUAACUGGCUGUGAAGACAAUGAAGAAUGUUUUUAUUUUUUAACUAGAUUUGUAUGAAAUGUCCAUAUUUUACUUGAACGCUUCAAGUUAAUCUCAUCUAAACUUUGUCAUUUUGAAAAUAAAAUUAUUUUGUUUUUUUUU